AUGCAGAAACAGAAGGAGCUCCUCCAAUCUGCUAUUAAAGCGGCCGAAAGGGCGAAGCAAGACGUGCUUUUGGGCGAGAACAAUCCAAAAAGUAGGAACCGACAUCUCCUCUACAAUUACUUCCAAUGCUUGCAUCAGCGCUUCGAGGCCGCCAGAGAUUACGAGGAAAUAGUCCGCGAGCAGAUGUACCACAUCAAGAGCCUCAUCUCUGAUGUUAACAAAAUGGGCGAGACAGUACACAGCAUCAAGCAAGAGUCCUCUGCCUCGCCACUGAGUAUGUCGGAAGAACAGGGAUCCGAUAUGGAGAAGGCCACAGAACAAGUCUAUUCUGCUUUUUAUACAAUGGUCCGCAAGGCCGAGGAGAUCGACAAUCGUCUUGAUAACAUCGCUGAGCGCGAGCAGGAAGCAGAUGCACUGGAGCAAGACCUCGACGAUCGUGAAGAGGAGCUCGAUAGCUGGGAGACGGACCUGCAGGCGCGCGAGAGCGUGAUGGCCGAGCGUGAAGAACGGUUAGACCGUUCGAGGCAACGCUUGAAGCGACGCCGGCCAGAUCGUAAGGGCAUCCGGCGAGCGCCAGUGGAGGCCUGCGAGGAAGACAAUUGGGAAGGAGUGGGCGUAAGAGCUCUUCCGUGGCGACAGGAAUCGCCACCACGAGAUCUCGUCGGAUUGUGGCUAAGGCAAACUGCUCUGGUAGCGCAGUCGAUCAUGGAUGACGGCAGUCCUCUUCCAACAGUAUGUGACCCGAUCAAUUGA
Molecule: messenger RNA, 753 nt
Organism: Fulvia fulva
Lineage: Eukaryota; Fungi; Ascomycota; Dothideomycetes; Mycosphaerellales; Mycosphaerellaceae
Exons: 2
Coding region: 1-753 (250 amino acids)
Source: RefSeq, a predicted model, not a curated record